Eimeria mitis is the source of this 738-nucleotide messenger RNA. RefSeq lists its product as uncharacterized. Lineage: Eukaryota; Apicomplexa; Conoidasida; Eucoccidiorida; Eimeriidae. The coding region runs from base 1 to 738 and encodes 245 amino acids. The transcript is spliced from 4 exons. The record is from RefSeq and is a predicted model, not a curated record.
AUGUACGGAGAAGAUAGUGCAAUUUUCCAAGCUCUCAGCACAUGUUUAUCGGAAAAGGGGAGCGGAGACUUGCUGCAGGAGGACGACGGCACGAAUCGAAUCGACCCUAUUUUAGAGAAGCUGGAAGAAUCAAAGAAGGAAAUAUGUGCUAAAAUUCCAAAGCCACCCACUGUUAAUUUUAAGAAUCUGGACACAUUUGGUGACAAUGCAAGGCUGCAAGGUUGGGCGGUAGUUCUGCGAGAUCGUUCGAGUUUCAGCACGUUCAAGAAAGUGCAAGAUAGCGGGAUUCAAGAACCGGAUUCUCGAGUGCAGGUAGACGAUAUAACCGGCACCAUCUAUGGUUUGCAAACUGUCAGGAGUUUGGUCCACCCAUGGAAAGUUGUCAUAAGCGAUUCUUCAAGUCCGGGGGAGCUGAUUGUCACCAGCCAAGCCCCAUCAGAAGAAGUUCUGAAUAAAUGGUUUGAUGAAUGCUCGGCGAACGUGGGACGGAACACGAUCGAUUGUGAAAAAGUAAGGGAGGCGGUGCGGCUGUUGAAGAAGAAGAUUGCGCUCAUGAUAGCUCCGGCAGCAUGCUAUGGAAGUAGCAGCGGCACCCCAGCAACGGUGUGUACGGUUCCAGAGUUGAUGGGAGGUGUUGGAGAAUCGCCUGUACCGCAGAAUGCUCUUGACAGAUCAGUUACCGACGUUAUUGGCGUAGGUGAGACUUGGAACCGUUCCUUCCUGCUUUGCCACAGUUAG